CUCUAGUCCUCUUCUUCACCUACCACCUCACUGCUGACGCCUACACCACCACCACCACCACCACCAAAUUGUUUCCUUUUCACCUAACAAACUUGUAUAUAACUCAACCAAACACUCUUCAUCACUCUCUUCUUCCUUCACUCUCUCUUUCUGCUACUUCUGAUCACAUAGACAUGGCGGGCGUGAGGAGGAUCAAGCUCGGGUCACAGGGCCUGGAGGUCUCAGCUCAAGGACUCGGCUGCAUGGGCAUGUCCUCCUUCUAUGGGCCCCCGAAGCCCGAAGCCGACAUGAUCAAGCUCAUACACCACGCCGUCGACUCCGGCGUCACCUUCCUCGACACCUCCGACAUCUACGGUCCCCACACCAACGAAAUUCUCCUCGGCAAAGCUUUGAGUGGAGGGGUGAGAGACAAGGUUGAAUUGGCCACGAAAUUCGGUAUCAGCUUUGAGGACAACAAGAGAGAGAUUCGGGGCGAUCCGGCUUAUGUCAGGUCUGCUUGUGAAGGAAGCUUGAAACGCCUCGGUGUUAAUUGUGUGGAUCUCUAUUAUCAGCAUCGGAUCGACACUCGUCUCCCCAUUGAAGUCACGGUGGGGGAGCUUAAGAAACUCGUUGAAGAAGGUAAGAUAAAGUACAUUGGUCUGUCUGAGGCUUCUGCUUGCACAAUAAGGAGAGCCCAUGCUGUUCAUCCAAUAACAGCUGUACAACUGGAGUGGUCCUUGUGGUCAAGAGAUGCAGAGGAAGAAAUUAUUCCUACUUGUCGUGAACUUGGCAUCGGUAUUGUUGCAUACAGUCCUCUAGGAAGAGGAUUCCUGUCAUCUGGGGCUAAGUUCGUUGAAAAUCUUGCCAAUGAUGAUUUCCGAAAGUAUCUACCCAGGUUCCAAGCUGAAAACCUAGAGCAUAAUCAAACAAUAUUCGAGCGGGUUAGUGAUCUUGCAGCGAGAAAGGGGUGCACCCCAUCUCAACUAGCACUGGCUUGGGUUCAUCACCAAGGAAAUGAUGUGUGCCCCAUACCCGGAACCACCAAGAUUGAGAAUUUUAACCAGAAUAUUGGAGCUUUGUCUGUGAAACUGACACCAGAGGAAAUGGCUGAGCUUGAAUCCUUUGCUUCUGUGGAUGCUGUUAAGGGUGACCGGUAUCAGAAUGACUUUAGUACUUGGAAGAACUCCGAAACUCCACCACUGUCUUCAUGGAAGGCCACCUAAGUAUGUGCCUCGACUCAUGUCAUUGUAAUGCCUCUUUCUACCUCGCGUACUUCUCCUUGCUCUUCUCACAAUAAAUGGUUUUGCCGAGUGAUACGUGUGACUUUGAGACAUUAAGCAUUUUGUGCACAAAUUUAAUCAUGUUAUUAUAUAGAGCAACACAUUAUCUGUAGUGAUGCAGAUGAUUUGGCCUUAGCUUCAAA
This is a messenger RNA of Rosa rugosa (rugosa rose), 1402 nucleotides long. RefSeq names its product probable aldo-keto reductase 2. NCBI's taxonomy places the organism in Eukaryota, Viridiplantae, Streptophyta, Magnoliopsida, Rosales, Rosaceae. Gene Ontology annotation, cellular component: cytoplasm. The transcript has 5 exons. The record is from RefSeq and is a predicted model, not a curated record. The coding region runs from base 174 to 1202 and encodes 342 amino acids.